GUGCAGACACGCAGAUCCAACAUCAGUGUGGGUUUUCAUUCUAAUCUCUUUGAUCUUCAGCUAAUCUCUCUGUUAAAGGCGGGAGUUCAGUUAGGACACGUCAGGUCAGAACAAAACACAUUCAGCCUCUUCCCACAGAAACGACUGCCAAGAUGAUUUUUCUCAAUGGAGAUAUCAUUGUCUGCUAAAAGAAGAUAUGUUGCUGCUGAAGACUUUCGCUCCCUGGUUGCUGUUGGCCUUCCUUGGACAGCAGGUCUCUCUGUCCUCCGGUGCGCGCAAUAAGAACCGAGGAGCGGACAAGAGCGUGACCCCAGCCCCCCCCGGCAGAGCGCAGAGGGGCGGCGGGAACAAGCCUGCAACACGCGGCCGGGGCAAGUUCUCCAUCAAGGACCAGAUGCAGUGCAUGUGGGAGGCAAAAGACGUCGGGGACACGGUUCGGCUGUCGGUAAAAUGCGAGGACCGGAAGGCGCGCAUCAAAGGCGAAGCCAGCGAUCUGCAGUGUAAAUACAACGCCAAACCUCAGAGCUGCCCGGAAUACCAGACCGACCCCAAGGGCUUCUGGAAACAGGUGGCCCGCGCGUUCAAAAGACUGCAAGGCAAAGUGUGCAAGGACGACCGGGCGCUGGUGAGGGCUGGCAUGUGUAAGAGCGCGCCCCGGGAUGCGCACUUCAAGCUGGACAGGUCCUCCGUAGCCUCCGCUCAGUCCGGAGAACCGGAGACUCCCCAGCCGCCGCCAUCUCGCUCCAUCUCCACCGCUGCGGCUCCGUCCGGACCGACAGCCUGCUCAGGGCGCGCGAACCACCGGAAAACGGCUGAGGAGAAUUGCAGCGGCUCGUGGGCCAGUGUGUGCAAUUUCUUUCUAACCAUGUUGCAAAGUGACGACUGUUAGCUUCAGAACUAUGUGGACACGAUCAGACUGGAUACAGGAUUUAAAAUCUUUCAUUUUUAAUCAGUAACAGUCAGAUUUUCUCUCCACAGUGUGCAUUUUACAGAAGUGAGCUGUGGUAUUUUCAACUAUAGGCUACCACAAACACCAGUAGCUAUAUGGCUACUCACGCAGAAGUGGAUAUUAUAAAUAUCAAGUCAUGUAUCACCAGUGGUGGAAAGUAACUACCUGUCUUAAGUACAACAUUGAAGCACUUGCAGGCCUACUUAACUUAGGUAUUUCUACAUUUAUCUGACAGUUGUACUUACUUUUCAGAUUUAAAUGUUGAUCCAAAACAUGUGAUAAGCUGAUAAAAUAUGAUUUAUUGUAGACAAUCCACUGUUGUCUCCACCUUGAUCAACUUACACCAUCAAAAAGCUGCUCACACAUCAAUGUGUAAUAAUAAUCCAAAAAGUUGACAUAGAGUAACAUAACCUUCCAAAAGUGACCAUCCUGUAUAGUGAAUACUUUUACUUUGACACUUGAAAUCUUUUGGAUAUUUUUUCCUGGCUUUUCGACUUUUUAAUAAACCCACAUCAUCACUCCAAGCACCUUUCAAAUUUACAUUUAUGACCACUAAACACAGAUACAAACAUGGAAACCAACCACAAAUUAAUGUUGCCUUGAAGUGCUUUCAAAGAGUUGAAUCUUGGAUUUUGAGAAUUGUUUUAUUAUUAUUAUUUGUAAUAGAGUAUUUGUACAGUGUGGUAUUGUUCUAUUUGACCUGAAUGCUUUAAACCCCACUGUAUUUAUGCACCACAAAUAAAUAUUUUCUAUUUAUA
Perca fluviatilis (European perch) is the source of this 1707-nucleotide messenger RNA. RefSeq names its product fibroblast growth factor-binding protein 1-like. Gene Ontology annotation, biological process: cell-cell signaling. The record is from RefSeq and is a predicted model, not a curated record. Gene Ontology annotation, molecular function: growth factor binding. NCBI's taxonomy places the organism in Eukaryota, Metazoa, Chordata, Actinopteri, Perciformes, Percidae. The transcript has 2 exons. Bases 197 to 889 code for a protein of 230 amino acids.